Messenger RNA from Phoenix dactylifera (date palm), 444 nucleotides. NCBI's taxonomy places the organism in Eukaryota, Viridiplantae, Streptophyta, Magnoliopsida, Arecales, Arecaceae. The record is from RefSeq and is a predicted model, not a curated record.
AUGCGCAUAUAUGAUUAUGGGACACACUCAACAAAAACAAUCAGUGAAGUAAAUGGCUCGGGGAGAAAACCAUACAGGCAAAGAGGAACCGGGCGAGCAAGGCAUGGGACUUUACGGGGGCCUCAGUUUAGGCAUGGUGCCACCAUGCAUGGGCCUAAGCCACGAAGCCAUGCAAUCAAGCUGCAAAAGAAGGUCCGGCGUCAGGGACUGAAAGUUGAAGGCAAGCUUCUAGUUUUUGAGGAUCUGGCGGUUCCUAGCCACAAGACUAAAAAUAUUAAAAGAACAAGAACAAUCAAACCAUACUGGAAUGAAUUGAAUGGUUAUGACAAGAUCAGCAAUUUGGGUCUGAAUGUUUACAGCAUCCUGCAGCAUGAUACUCUUGUGAUGACCCGAGAUGCUGUUAGUAGGAUUGUCGAGCGGAUGCAUACUCCCAUCAACCGCUGA